Punica granatum (pomegranate) is the source of this 1437-nucleotide messenger RNA. The record is from RefSeq and is a predicted model, not a curated record. Lineage: Eukaryota; Viridiplantae; Streptophyta; Magnoliopsida; Myrtales; Lythraceae.
CGCAUGCAAAAUACGCCAACCUUCCGGGGCGGGCGUGUUAUAUGGGUCGGGUCCAUCUUACCAAUGACUUCGUGUCGGGUCGACGAUUCUUCUGCGAACGACAGCCGUGCUGUUUGUUUACCGGAGCUCAAGCCACAAGCUCGCGUCCUCCUCAGCCUUCUCUCGUCGCCGCCGUUGGUUCUUGCGGCGGUUGCAGUCGACACCGAAGUUGACAGAGAGGGAGAGAUGUUGAGGUUGAACCGGUUGGUGCAGCGGAGCUGUUCGAGCACCAGAGCUUCGAUCCUCACCAGCCACCUGUCGGUUUACGAAGAAGAGAAGCUCACUCCUCUUCCGUCCCGGCAUUCUGCUCAAAGGACAUCAAAUCGUUUCUUGGACAUCCACCAGCUUUUUAACAAAGAAGCGAUCGAGAAAGAACGAGCUCGACUUAAAGAUGAGAUGAACAGAGGUUACUUUGCCGAUAUCUCGGAGUUCAAGCUACAUGGUGGUAAGGUUGCAGCUGCGAACAAAAUUAUUAUUCCGGCUAUGGCAGCUAAGAAAUUUCCUGAUAUAGAAGUCACCCGGUAUGAUAGAGGGAGCUUCAAGUUGCCUAUAAGCUGCAAAGGGAAUAUGGCUGAUGCCAACACGCCAACUGUCCCCAAAGUGUCUUUGGUCUGUUUAUCAUUCCGGGCGAACUCUCAGCCAAUGGUUGAUUCGUGGACUGUACCUUUCGCGAAUGCUUUUAAUGACCCAGAAAACGUACAUCUUUAUGAGGUGUCACUCAUCGACCAGUGGUUAUUAUGUCUGAGACCAAUUAAGUGGCUGCUUCUUCGGGUUGUGAGAAAAACAAAGCACGAUGGAGGAAAAGAUGCACUCGAGAGGCAGAUUGUCUAUUCUUUUGGUGACCACUACUACUUCAGAAAAGAGCUCAAGAUUCUGAACCUUCUGACAGCGUAUAUAUACCUGCUUGAUAAAUUCGGCAGAAUCCGAUGGCAAGGCUUUGGAUUCGCAUCAAAGGAGGAGUUAUCGUCCCUUCUUUCUUGUGCAUCCCUUCUUUUGAAAGAACAAUGAGGUGACCAGGACAGUGUUGCUUCUGUACUCAUUCUGCUGAAGUUCAAAUUUUCCAUCCAGAAUAAUGGGUAGCUAGACACAUUUUUAGUUUUGCUGGAGCCGCAGUUUAGAGAGAUUGAGAGAGAGAGAGAGAGAAGCAAGCCCUUUAUCUGUCAACCUGGUUUGAAGCCAACCGAUGCGGAGGAUCUUUAGAAUAGCUAGCUAUCUUACCGAUUCUAAGUUAUCCCGACUUAGCGACAGAGAUAUAGAUUCUUAUGCUUCCUCCUUGAGAAGAUUGGUACAUUUUGGUCGCCCACUGAAUGUUCACCCCUGACCUUUUCACGCAAGCAAAACCCAGCAUUCGUAAUCAAACUUCGUCACUUCGAAUAAGAUAACUGCUGUGCUCGUCUC